ACACUUUUCUGUAGUACAACCGUGUGUCAGUUUUAAUAGUGUGUGUUAACAUCAAUAUCGUGCCUCUGGAAACGACAUCGGUCUUUUUUCUCCUCUCCUCGUUUUCUUCUCCUUCUUUCUCUCUCGGUACACCAUGUCAGACCAGAACCCCAACCCGGAAUCAAUGCCCGAGCCCAUUGCCCGACCCGUCGGUGGAACCGAGUACAGCUGGUGCAAAGCCGUUCCCGUCGGCACCGGCAUAACCGUUCUAGCUUUCCUCCUCACUAAACCCCCAAACAUCCCACUUCUCCAAAACGCCCUCCACAACCUCCAAAAUUCCCACCCUAUCCUCCGCUCCAAGCACCACUUCGAUCCCGCCACCAACACCCACUCCUUCCUCACUCCCCCGACUCCCCACCUCCAAAUCCAGCCGUUCGAUCUCCCAUCAACGGCCAGCAUUCUCCAGACCCACUCCGCCGUCUCCCCAUUCCAUCAAAUCUUCGAACACGAGCUCAACCUCAACACGUGGCGCGACCCCGAUCCUCUGUCGGCCGGCACCGACGUGUUGUUCGCCAGCACCUACACGCUCAGCGAGUCCCAGUGGGCCCUGGUGCUCCGGCUGCACACGUCAGCAUGCGACCGCGCGGCGGCGGCGGCGCUGCUGAAGGAGCUGUUGAGGUCGGUUGGGGGAGGAGGGACAGAGAGGGAAUUAAAAGGAAAUGGGGAGGUUAUUUCGGCACUUGAGGAUCUGAUCCCAAAUGGGAAGGCGAACAAGCCGUUCUGGGCGCGUGGGGUGGACAUGCUUGGGUACUCUUUGAAUUCGUUCAGGCUGUCCAAUAUAGAGUUCGAAGACGUGAGUUUGCCGAGGACUACCCAGAUGGUGAAGUUGCGGCUUAACCCAGAACACACUGAUCAGCUUCUUGCUGGUUGCAAGUCCAGAGGAAUAAAACUAUGCGGGGUGCUGGCAGCUGCUGGAUUGAUUGCCGCGCAUGCCUCUAAGCACCUUCCCGAUCAUCAAUGGGAAAAGUAUGCUGUAGUAACGCUUCUUGACUGCCGUUCACUUCUUGAUCCGCCACUUUCUGCCAAUGAUUUUGGUUUUUAUCAUUCUGCCAUCAUGAAUUCACAUGACAUAAACGGAGAAAACACACUGUGGGAGCUGGCAAAGAGAUGCUACACAGCCUUUGCAGAUGCCAAGAAUUCUAACAAGCAUUUCUCAGACAUGUCAGACCUGAACUUCCUCAUGUGCAAGGCUAUUGAAAACCCUGGUUUGACUCCAUCAUCGUCGAUGAGAACUGCCUUUGUCUCGGUGUUUGAGGACCUAGUGAUCGAUGAUUCCAGUGAAGUGCACCAAGAGCUUGGGUUGGAGGACUACGAGGGGUGCGCUUCAGUCCAUGGUGUUGGCCCUUCCAUAGCUAUUUUUGACGCCAUACGUGAUGGAGGAUUGAAUUGUGCAUGUGUUUAUCCGUCGCCCUUGCAUUCAAGGGAACAAAUGCAAGGCUUGAUGGAUCAUAUGAAGAGCGUUCUUGUAGAUGGUUGUACUGUUGACAGCGAGAGCGAGAUUAGUUCAUCUGCUUAAUGAUGAUCAUGAAUUUAAUUCUUCCACUGUGCUGCAGCCUAUGGCAAAUGUUGUUUAGUGCUGCUUCAUUAGUGUGUAAAGAGUUCAGAAUAAAUCAAUAAAGAAAGGGAAAGACUGUUUAAAUAUA
Messenger RNA from Rosa chinensis, 1682 nucleotides. RefSeq lists its product as uncharacterized. Lineage: Eukaryota; Viridiplantae; Streptophyta; Magnoliopsida; Rosales; Rosaceae. The transcript has 3 exons. The coding region runs from base 134 to 1555 and encodes 473 amino acids. The record is from RefSeq and is a predicted model, not a curated record.